GGAGAGAAAAGACGGCUGCCGGUGUAGGGAAUCCGACGCGAGCUCCGAGAAGUGCGCGUGCGCACUGACCCCGGCGGACCCUAGCAACCAGAGCAGUGACAGUAGCAACCGCCGGAAUGGCGAAAGCAACAACAAUCAAAGAAGCCCUAGCCAGAUGGGAAGAGAAAACCAGCCAGAAGCCAUCUGAAGCCAGAGAGAUAAAGCUGUAUGCCCAGAUUCCCCCUAUAGAGAAGAUGGAUGCAUCCUUGUCCACGCUUUCUAAUUGCGAGAAGCUUUCACUGUCUACAAACUGUAUUGAAAAAAUUGCAAACCUGAAUGGCUUAAAAAACUUGAGAAUAUUGUCUUUAGGAAGAAACAACAUAAAGAACUUAAAUGGACUGGAAGCAGUAGGGGACACACUAGAAGAACUGUGGAUCUCCUACAAUUUUAUUGAGAAGUUGAAAGGGAUCCAUGUAAUGAAGAAACUGAAGAUUCUCUACAUGUCUAAUAACCUGGUGAAAGACUGGGCUGAAUUUGUGAAGCUGGCAGAAUUGCCAUGCCUAGAAGACCUGGUGUUUGUAGGCAAUCCCUUGGAAGAGAAACAUUCUGCUGAGGGGAACUGGGUUGAAGAGGCAACCAAGAGAGUGCCCAAACUGAAAAAGCUAGAUGGUACCCCAGUAAUUAAAGAAGAUGAGGAAGAAGAUAACUAACACUACAUUUUCCACUUUGUGUUAACUUAUUUAAGUGUCAUAAGAAUAGAUAAGUUUUGUAUAGUUGUUUAUUUUAAAGAUUCUGUGUGGGGCAAAUGGUUCUUAAAACAAACCUCUCAUUCCUAUCUUUUGUUCUCUUAAACCUUUUCAGUAUCUCUCCCCCACAACUACACCAACCUUAUAUAUUCUAGUUCUCUUUUUAGAAACUACACAUUUUCAAUUUUUGUCUUCAGUCCCAGUUACAUACUGUGUGGCCCCAUCUACUGAAACCUUUAUAGACCAGUCAUUUUUAAUAACAAAAGAAAUGUGUUGCUUUAUUCAGUUUGUUUAGAUUUGUUUUAGGCCAGACAUCUAAAUAUAUAUACUUAACUAUUGAAUCUGUAGGCCAUCUUUCCUGAAGGUCCAUCUCUUUAUGACUCAGAAGCACAAAUAUGUCAUGCCUUUGGUUCAGGAAGAGUUCCUCUUAGAAUUACAGCAGCAGCCCUAGAAUCAAGACACCAAAGUCGAAUUGGAAAAGUUAGGGUGAAAAAAAGGAGAAAUUAGUACCUGGAGGCCUUAUAAGCCCAUGUUGUAUUUACUUAUCUUUUGUUCCACAAGUGUGUGCAUUGUCCACUGGAAUUUACGUUAUGUUGACCUGCAUGUCCACUCAAGUCCUGUACACAAUCAGCCAGUUGUUCUGUGAUCCUGGUCAGUGGUUAAAAUGACUGUCAUGAUCACUCCUUUGACCAAUACUUUGGCCUUAUUACACAUGUGGACCUGAUUUUAGGCACACUUUUUUGGUUUAUAGUUCCUUAUUUGUUAGAUAAGGAAAUGUAUAUACUCAGUAGUUAUAUAUGAAUUCCUAGCUUAAAUGUUGGCCAUUCAUAUUUUUUUAAAUUUGCCCUAAUAACUUCAGUCUGUUGACCGUCAUGUUGAAAGAAGUAAUUGUUGUAAAGGUAAAGAACUUAAAAGACUGGAUUUGGUAUCUCUCAAUAAGUCAAAUUUAGUAUUUCAAAGUAUAUUUUUAGAAAUGUUUAAGUUAAACAGCUCUAAAAAUAAAUUAUUAAAUGGUUGUGGAAGGAAAAGAUGUUUCCUUAUGGAAUCCCAGGCAAAUGGCAAUAUUUUUAAGGAUUGCCUCUUCUAUGAAGGAUACUAGGUGAUUUAACCUCAGAACUGCAAAGCAAUAGCUGGAUGCAGAGUUUAGACUUUAUCAUAUAAGAAAAAAUUGUUUUUGGAAAAUGCAAGAUAUGGUAGUCAGUAAUCCAGAUGAAGUCCACAGUAGGCUGUGACUGAGUCACUGAUUGCAAAAAAGAAGUCGAGGCCCUCUGCCAAAUUGUGCCUAAAGUCCCUCAACCAGAGACUAUUAAUGGUUGCUAUUAAUCUUUCCCCAUUUACUUGUGUAAAACCAGUCAAAGAAACAAAAGUAGUCCUGGCUUUCAGAAGCUUUCAGCUAUUUUAGUAGGAACUACAUGAUUUCUCUGAAUCACUCUGAUCAAAAGGGACCACUGCUUUGACAAUCAAUUCUAAAUAAAAGUCUAGUACUUUUUUAGCUUCCUUAUGAUCUUCCUUAGUUUGAUAGGAAGAAAUCUUUGCUCUGACUAGCUUAUACAUUCAGAGCCUUUGAGUAUUUUUUUCCGAACCAUAGGCAAUGAGAAUUACCCUUGGUGAUAUUUAAGGCCCAUAAACUAAGAGGGAAGACUAUCUUCUUUUCUUGUACUUUGCACUUCAUCUAGUAGGUAAGUUUGAAGCCAUAUUGCUGUGCAUGGAUGUAUUUUCAAAAGUUAACGCUGGAAGUGAAUAUAAUAGGGAAUGAAUGAAUGACUUCAUAUUGAAUUUAUUUAUAAAAUGGCUUACACUGUUUAUUGAUUUUUUGAAUUCUGUAGUGUAGAAAGUAAUUUUCUGUUUCUCCUUUUUUUAAAAAAAGUUUUAAUUGGAGGAUAAUUGCUUUAUCUCCUUGUUUCUUAAUGUCUUUUAAUCACUGGUAGUUCUCAGAGAAGUGUAAGGUGCUUUUCUGUGUUAAUUUCACACACAAUUUAUAAUUCAGUUUCAGUCAACAAAUACGCACAAAUGACUUCUGUGCAUCCUUUUCUUAGAAUUAGAGAAUUCAUGUCAUUAGAAAAUGAAAGAUAAGGUAUAUAAAGAAGUUCAGAAUAUUCUUUCAACUAAUUCUUUAUGUCAUCCUUUACUGCUGCAAAUUUAGCUGAUAGUAAAUGCCUUUGGUUUAUGCUUCUAGGAUUAGAUAUUUGACCUACUUGAAAUGGAUUCUGUGCUCCUUGUUUAAAGCAUAAUGCCAUUUUAGUGGAUCAUUCAAUUUCUUCUAUUUCUAUAGUGAUGGAAUUAGUGAAAGUGAAAAGUGAAGGUCACUCGGUUGUGUCUGACUCUUUGUGAUCCUGUGGACUGUAGCCCGCCAGGCUCCUCUGUCCCUGGAAUUCUGCAGGCCAGAAUACUGAAGUGGGUAGCUGUUCUCUUCUCCAGGGGAUCUUCCUUGACCCAGGGAUUGAACCAGGGUCUCCUGCAUUGCAGGCAGAUUCUUUACCAGCUGAGCUACCAGGGAAUCAGUACAAUAUUUUAAUUUUUCACAGGAAAUUUUAUUAUAGCCUACUGAGGAAUUCAGCUUCCCUAUGUUCCCUAACUCUAAGCUUUUAUUGUAUUACCUAGUCAGGUUUUGAAAGAUUUUUGUGUUCUUUGUAAAUAGGAGUGUGUUCCUUUAAACCAGAGUUUCUCAACCUGGCACUAUUAAUAUUUUAUGCUGGAAUAGUGUUGCAAGGCACAGCUGGCUGUUCCUGGUAGUGUGGGAUGUUUAGCAGCAUCUCUGGCUUUCACACACUAGAAGCCAGUAGAACACUCUCCCAAGUUGUGACAACCAAAAGUGUCUCUAGACAUCGCCAUCUGUCCUCUGGGGCAUAAGGGUGGGAACAAAUUCGCCCCUGGUUAAGAACCAGUGCUUUGUAGCAACGUUCCUUUUUCCAAGGUCCAUUUAUUUUCAUUCUGUAGUCAUAUACUACCUGAGUUGUUUCAGAGAAGGUGAUGUAUUUGGUAAUCGUGGAUAGAAGGAAAUGGUCACUGGUGUUUUCCUUGUAAUGCUGUUUUUACUAAUUUUCAUGUAACAUUAGAAACUCAGGGCUGGAAGGCUCAACUUAUGUUUUUCAGCAGGGUCUCUACUUUUAUUGUUUAGCAUUCUUACUUAUCUUAGGACAAUAAGUGUUAACCUACCUCUCCUUACUAUCAACAGAAUCCAACUUUAUGAUAGAUUUUGCUUUGUCUCUGAAGUUUAACAUUUUGAAUAUACUUUAGAAAAUGGAUCAUCAUUCUUUAGGUGUUCAUUCUUUAUUCAUUGUCCAAUAAUGCACAAAUUUUGUAGACUGUAGCAGUCAUUAAAUACAGAAAAAUAUUGUAUAAAAUUUGGUAAUUAUAUAUGAAAGUAGCUGGCAUAGACACUGAUUUUGCAUGUGAUCAGAAGAAUGUCUGGUCAUAAUUGGCCAGUAACUUGGUAUGGUUACUGGAUCUAUUCCACAAAUAGAGGUGGUAUAAGACAUGUUAAUGCGGUUCCUGUAUAGAAAGAGAAAUUUUGACUUGAAUAGACGCUUCUGAUACCUCUUACCAGUUGGCCUCAAGUAGAAUAAGGAGGAGUCAGAAAUGAAUCUUAACAGUUAACUUAUCCUCAGAGUUGGUGAUGUGUAAGUUGAGUUGAAGGUAGUUGUCUAUGGGACCUAGAAUCUUCCAGCUGGAUUUUUCUUAGGACUAAAUGGAAAAUGUGUAGGGCCUGGAAAGGUUGGAUUAAGUGACUAACUUAAAAAAAAAAAAAACUGGGGGGAAGUGUCAAAGCAUUGAUCAUGAGUAGUCUGAUUGUCUAAACUGCAAUCUGAUUGUCUGUUCACAAAGACCUUACAUUGUAAAUAUUGGCAAAGGGAGAAAAAUAACUGUUAAAUUGGAAGUUAUCCUUUAGCAGAAAUCAGUUCCUUUGGCAUGCAUUUUAUUUAUUUGGCCUGCUUAAUAUGUCUGUAAAUAACUGAAUAUAAAACAAAUUCAGUGCAGCAGAGCUGGUGCUUCUGACACAGCUUACUUGACGAUAUUCCUUUAUCUUCAGUUUAGCAUGAGUGUUUUUAACUAUAAAGUAAGUGCAAUAAAAAAAAAAUUAAGGGUAUGUUUUUUUUUUUAAAAAAACCACUGAACUUUUAGAAAUCCCUCAUUUACAUCUCCAUUCCUGCCUUAUUAUCAACCAGCGACUACAAAGAAAGAAAAUGAACAAGCAGACUGAGUCUUACCUUUUUCUAACCUAAGAUAAAUUUUCACUUGACUUUUGGAGGAGUCAUAACUGGAUUCUAGUUAAUUUCCCAUAUUGGGCCCGUUAGAAGGAACCAGCCAACCAAAUUAUGAUCUAGCAAAUUUAACAAGGAGGUGGGGGAGAGGAAACUAUUUUACAGUAGAUUUGCACUUUAAAAUGAACUGGAUGUUGGUGAAAAGUACUCUUAAAGGGCACCCAGCCUGCAUGUGGAUAUUAGAGAAUUAAAGUUCAUCCUUGCUUGUUCUGAGCCCACCGGAGCAGUAGUUCUGUGUCAAUAUAAUCAGAGUCAGGAUUUCCUUAUUUCCCUAGUUGGUGUCAUCUUCCAUAUCUGCUACAUGAAGUCAUCCCUCUGGGGGAUUUAUUAAGUAGAAUUCUGCUACUCAGAAUGGAAACUUUGUGAGUUAUCUUUCCUACAUCUAGAUUUUAAAAAUUAAUUUAAUAGUGGCUAGAUUAAGUUGUGGCUAAUGUUACAAUGGUGGGAUGUUCUUUGCUUUUUUGAUCAGCAGGGUACCUGCCUCUGAGGUGCUAUUGCCUAGAGGGAUCAAUAUCAGAAGAGCAGUGAGUUGGUAGCUGCAGAGAACAUACAUACAGGCAGCUCCUUCUCCCAGGGUGUCAGUCAUGGUCACGAGCAUCAUUCCAGAAUCUUUGGCUUCCAGAACCAACUCCAUUCUGAAGAGCAUUUUAACAUGUAUUAAUACUUUGGUAAUAAUCUUUUAUAUGCAGGAAUUUUGUAGCAUGACUUUAUGACUAAACUUAUUGUGUUAAAUUAUUUAGAAAUGUUGAGUUUCUGAAUUAUUUUGUGAGACUUGUUUUAAAACAAUAAAUUGUGUUAUUUUAU
Molecule: messenger RNA, 5791 nt
Organism: Capra hircus (goat)
Lineage: Eukaryota; Metazoa; Chordata; Mammalia; Artiodactyla; Bovidae
Gene: DNAL1
Product: dynein axonemal light chain 1
Exons: 8
Coding region: 117-689 (190 amino acids)
Cellular component (GO): cytoplasm
Molecular function (GO): protein kinase binding
Source: RefSeq, a predicted model, not a curated record